Molecule: messenger RNA, 879 nt
Organism: Rotaria sp. Silwood2
Lineage: Eukaryota; Metazoa; Rotifera; Eurotatoria; Philodinida; Philodinidae
Source: the annotation of a GenBank genome assembly
AUGCUUAUAAUCGCCUUGUUAAUUGUAGGAAUGAGAAAAGAAUGGAUCCGUAGUGAUGAAGGAAAAAAUAAUAAACAAACUCAAUUUGAAAGACAUCGAAAAAUUAAACCAACAAAACGACGACCGCAGAUAUCAAUAUUGAGACAACCCGAAAAUUUCAAUUCAUCAAUAAUAUUAUGCUCAACAGAUCGAAUACGUCUAAAUAAUGUAACUCAUUGUUAUGAUCAAUAUGCCGGUGAACCAAGUAUAGUCAAAUAUUCUGCACCACAAGAAGUUCUUUCACUACGUUUACAUGAUUUUUAUAAUCGUAAAAAACCAAUUAUAGUUAAUUUAAUAAGUUAUUUUAAACAUGUACCUGAAUUUCAACAGUUAAAUGUUGACGAUCAAGUAUCAUUACUAAAACAAAAUAUUCGUAUUUUAAUACCAAUUAAUUAUGCUUUAUUAAAAACACCUAUUCAUUCACAAUUUCGUUAUACACAUAUUCAAACAAUUGGUUGUGUUAAUAAUAUAAAUUUACAUACGAUGUAUCAAUCGUUAUCGAAUAAUUUUGUUCCAUUUGUUGCAUUUGAUCCAGUUAUAAUGAAAUUAUUGUUAAUUACUUUAUUUUUUACAACAAAUUUACUAUCGACAAAUAAUGAUACAGUUGAAUAUAAACAAUUGGGAUAUAUCAAAGGAAUUCAAGCCAGUUAUGCUGAACUAUUAUGGUUAUAUAUGAUUGAAAAAUAUGGUAAAGAAAAAACAGUAAAUUUAUUUACAAAAUUUAUAACAAGAUUUGUACACUUACAAACAAUGAUUGAGCAAAUUGAUUCAAUUAUUCGAUUAAAUAAUGAUAUGCAAUAUGUAGAUUCACUUAUGAAAGUUAUUUUACAAUUGACAUAA